AUGUCGUUAUAUCUUCAUGACUUGGGUCCAGAGGCGGUGUCGUAUCGACAUCUACUCGAUGAAGUGAAGCGUCAACUUGACAUUACGCACGAUGAGUUUGACUGUUGGAUUUAUGGAUUUUUGGAGAACAAAAAAUAUAACAUCCGGGAGACGGUUGCAAAGUUACAACGUCGAUUUGCAAUGGAAGCCAACGAAUUGGCGACGUACACUCUUACGGAUUACAUGCGGGAGUCAUUACGCUCUGGCAUUGUUCAGUUUAUUGGGGAGGAUAAAUUGGGGCGCACGG
Trypanosoma cruzi is the source of this 286-nucleotide messenger RNA. RefSeq lists its product as uncharacterized. The record is from RefSeq and is a predicted model, not a curated record. The transcript has a single exon. Lineage: Eukaryota; Euglenozoa; Kinetoplastea; Trypanosomatida; Trypanosomatidae. The annotation marks the transcript as partial.